CACGACCGUCCUUCCUUUCAUCCCAUCUAGGAUACUUUACUCAUCCCAUCUAUGAAUCCCAUCCACGUCAACCGAUGAGGAUUAGCCUCAUUGCAGGAAGGAAACACAACUGAUCGUCUCACCUUCCAGCAAAUUGCGUCGUCAUACACAUAUAAAGUUUUGACAAUUAAGGGGCUUGACCGACCUUACAGUAUCCUGCCAGCUUCCGCGACGUGAACCUUCACCUGCAGGCAUCCAUCCAAUCUCAAUCAGCGUUGGGCCAGUCAACCAACGGCGUCCAACAUCACGCCGCAAUGCUUGUACCCUACAGUGGGACCAGGCCGCUUUGAGAAGGUCCCUUGGCGAUGCAGGGCGGGGAUGCGACCAAGACCUUCCACUUUGGAGUUGGGACUUGGGAAUUGGGAAUUGGACAUGCAAUUCUGCCGUGAAUCCAGGGACGUACAGGAAGGUAGGUAAGGGUACCUAGGUAGGUACGUACGUGAUAGAAUGGCGGCGAGGAUAAAGUAGGUAGGCAAGAUAUAAACCAGCCCUGCCCUUCUCUCUUCUUCCCUCUUCUCCUCCUCUCCUGGGGCUGCCUGCAGCCAUUGAACUCCCCUCGUUCGCAGUUUGUGCCCUCCAGUCGCUCACUUACUCACUGCCUGCUCCUCUUCCCACCAUGAAGUACGUCCUCAGUACCCUCGUCCUCGCGACAUUGGCCGCCGGCGACUGCGCAGCAGACAAUUGUCUCCGCGCAUUGCGAGCGACUCAAACCCCCGGUCGCCUGUCAUCCGCACGAGAGUUCUGUUCCACUUUUACCGCGGGAAGUGUUGCUGCUACUGCCAUCCCGUCGUAUGCCCUCAAUGCCUGCAAACAGAACCAGAAUGGUGCUCUUUCGGUGAGAUUGUCGAGUGCUUGCAAUUGCAUCGCGGCGACGAGUGCUUCUUCGGGCCCUUCAAUUACGGCUCCGCCAUCGAACACUGCUUCUGCCACGUCUGUUUCUACUUCGGCUUCGGCAAGCUUGACUGAAGCAUGUGCACUCGUGAGCAGUUCGUCUUCAGUCCAAAGAGCUGCUUCUCCAUCUGCUACACCAACUGUGGCUGCCCAAUUGGCCCACGACUGCCUGAAUUCCGUUCCCUUGAACAAGACUGCUGCACUCCAAUUAGUGGAUAGCAUGGUUCCUUACAUUGAAUGGCAAAGUGACACGGCAUGGAAGAAGAACCCCCCUGCCGACUACUUUUACCCGCCACAUGACAUCUUUGGAUAUCUGGCAUCUGUGAAGGCGAACCUCCAAGCUAACAAAUAUGCAAAUGAAUACGAAUUCCAAGAAGAUCUGUACCAGGUGUUCGCGAGGGGACACGAUGGUCACUUUGUCUUUUAUCCGGAUGCGCUCACCAAGGCGUUUGAGUGGGGCAGAAAGAGAUCUUUGGUGUCGAUUAGUGAGGAUGGAACUUCGCUCCCAGUGAUCAAGCUCUAUGAAGACGUAAAGGCAUCUCCAUCAACAGCUUCGGUUGUCACACAGAUCAAUGGAGUCGAAGCAUCGAAAUAUGUGGCCGACUUCAUCUACACUGCGUCUUUCAAUCAAGAUGCGGAUGCUGCGUAUAACACUAUGUUUUACGAGAAGGCUUUCGAAGCAGGUGGCACUGGAACGGGCUAUUUCUCAGCCGGUGGACGUAUCCGAUACAUCUAUCCUGGAUCAAACACUACCUUCACGUUCGCCAACGGCACUACGCUCGUCACGGAGAAUAUUGCCAAGGUCAAGGGACUGUUCAGUGCGGUUACAGACGGAGCUUCAUUUUACCAAAGAUUCUGCACCGGUCCCAAAUCUUUCACCGGAGCUGAUGCCGCCGAGGUAGCUGAAGAAGAGAUCGAGGAUGAGCCUGCCGCUGCUGAGGUGGUUAACCCAGGAUAUCCAGCACCCAUCCUCAUCACCAGUGACGGAAUUGUCUCCGGUUACUACCUCAACGGGACCGGAUUCGAGGAUGUCGCAGUCAUCAGUCUUCUCGCUUUCGAGUCAGAGUCGAUUGUUGAAUUCCAAACUGUCGCUCAAGACUUCUUUGCUGCUGCAAAGCGUGAUGGAAAGACUAAGCUCGUUGUUGAUCUCAGCGCCAACGGUGGCGGUUACAUUCUCCAAGGCUACGAUCUAUUCAGACAGUUGUUUCCAUCAAUUGUCCAAGAUGGAUACUCUCGAUGGAGAGAAAGCGACACUUUCCUUGCAAUCGCAGAGAUUUACUCGGCCAACUCUGCAAACUUUGAUCCUGAUACAGCAUCUGCGGAUAUCAUUAACCAGUACGAGAGCGUCUUCAACUACCGCUACGAUCUCAACUUGACGAACCAGCCAUUCUUGACUUUCCAGGAUAAGUUCGGGCCGAACGUCAUUGAUGGUGUGAACUACACCGAGAUCAUGAGGUGGAACUUGGAUGAUCCACUCACCACCAGCAACGACACUUUUGGUCUAGGCACAGACGUGACUGGCUAUAGAAGCAGAAAGAACUUCACGCAGCCUUUUGAAGCCGAGAACAUCAUCAUGCUCCUGGACGGCUACUGCGCCUCAACCUGCACCCUCUUCACAGAAUUCAUGCGCACCCAAGCCGGCGUGAAAUCCAUCGCUAUGGGUGGCCGCCCUCAACCCGGCCCCAUCCAGGGCGUCGGCGGUAUCAAAGGCGCCCAGAUCCUCGCCUGGUCAGACAUCUUCCAAUACGCCAACUCCGCACUCCGCACUGCGUCCGCCGCCCAAGCCGCCAUCCUCAACCGCCUCACCAGCUACCCCAUUAACCGCGCCUCCAGCAGCGGCGUCAAUGUGAGAGAUAACAUCCUGCCGGGUAAUCUGGAUGAUGGCUUGCCGGCGCAGUUUGUGAGGGAGGAAGCGGAUUGUAGGUUGUUCUAUACGCUGGAUAUGGUGAAUGAUGUUACGGCUUUGUGGAAGGCUGCUGCGAAUGCGGCGUUCAACGGGGGGAAGUGUGUUGCUGGUGGUAUCUCGAAGAGAUCUGCUGGAAAUGAGAUUGAGGCCGUGGAGAAGAGACGUACGCAGACGCCGACGAUGAAGAAGCCUUUGAAGAAGCGCUCGAGUAAGAGCUUGCCUGCGGAGUGGGUUGAGAGGCAUGGAAGGAAGGUCAUUCAGUAGAUGGGGAUGAGGGGGAUUCGUGGAGAGGGAAAGCAAUCGAUUGGUGAUUUUGAGAGCUGUGCUGUGAUGUGAUGUGAUGGGAAGAAAGCUCUUUGCUGGGAAAGUUACUUGCUUGUAUGAACUUGAGCAAGAAGUAAAAUGUGAUAUGAUACACGAAACUAGGAAGAAAGAAAGCAAAUGAAAAUAAACCACCGACUACUGCUA
This is a messenger RNA of Cadophora gregata, 3304 nucleotides long. RefSeq lists its product as uncharacterized. The record is from RefSeq and is a predicted model, not a curated record. Gene Ontology annotation, molecular function: serine-type peptidase activity. The transcript is spliced from 8 exons. The coding region runs from base 656 to 3100 and encodes 814 amino acids. Lineage: Eukaryota; Fungi; Ascomycota; Leotiomycetes; Helotiales; Ploettnerulaceae. Gene Ontology annotation, biological process: proteolysis.